CAAUUUUCUUGAAAUGUUUUGUGUAAGCUGAAGUUACAGCAUAAAGAGCUGUACUCAGUUUUUUAUUAUUACACAGUAGAAGUUAGUUUGAAUUAUUUUUACCAGUCAAGUGUUUAAUGUCCCUUUAAAUGUGAAGGAAGAGGAUGAGACAGAUGACAUGAAUAGUCAUCAGACUGAAAUACAUUGCUCCCUCCCUGCCGGGCGUCUAGAGGAAAACGCAGGCACUGGGCUAUUAAAUGUGAAGGAAGAGGAUGAGACAGAUGACAUGAAUAGUCAUCAGACUGAAAUGCAUUGGUCCCUCCCUGUCGAUGAAGACAACGCUGAUAAAGUGAAAGUCGAGAUAACAGAAGAUCUUUGUGUGACGCUGGGAACCCCAGAUGAGGAAACCAGUUACAGUUUUAGCUCAUGGCGUCUAGAAGAAAACCCGGGCACUGGGCUAUUAAAUGUGAAGGAAGAGGAUGAGACAGAUGACAUGAACAGUCAUCAGACUGCAAUACAUUGCUCCCUCCCUGCCGAUGAAGAUAAAGCUGAUAUAGUGAAAGUUGAGAUAACAGAAUAUCUGUGUGUGAGGCAUCAGCUGGAAGCACCAGGCCGUAUGGAUGUGUCUUCUUCAGAUGACUCAGCAGCUGAGCACAGAGGAGAACCGUAUGUGUGUGAUUAUAUGAAGACUGAGGAGGAUGAAAUUCCUAUAAAUACGGCUACAGGUGAUGUUAAGACUGAAGUCACACUUAAUGCUGAACAGACUAAUGAUCUGCAAGCUGUGAAGCAGGAAAUCGGUUACAAUAUCUGUACAGGUGAUGUUAAGACGGAAGUCACACCUAAUGCUGAACAAACAAAUGAUCUGUAUGUAAAGUGUCAUUUGGAAGCUGUGAAGCAGGAAAUCAGUGACAAUAUCAGUACAGGUGAAUUUUCAAAUUGCAGUAAUCCUAGUCUUAGCCAUGGUGAAAAUACAGAUACUUGUUUCAAUCCUGUUCCAAAUCAUAGAAGCAACAUGGGAAUAUUAUGUUCUGAAUUUGGGAAUUGUUUUGCUCGGAAAUCAACUCUUAUUACACAUCAGAAAAUUCAUACAGGAGAGAAAGUUUUUGCAUGUUCUGAAUGUGGGAAGUAUUUUACUAAGAAAUCAAAUCUUAUUACACAUCAGAAAAUUCAUACAGGAGAGAAAGCAUUUUCAUGUUCUGAAUGUGGGAAGUGUUUUACUGAGAAGUCGAAUCUUACUAAACAUCAGAAAAUUCAUACAGGAGAGAAAGCAUUUUCAUGUUCUGAAUGUGGAAAGUGUUUUGCUUGGAAAUCAAAUCUUAUUACGCAUCAGAAAACUCACAGGAGAGAAAGCAUCAUGUUCUGAAUGUGGGAAGUGUUUUACUGAGAAAUCAACUCUUACUAGACAUCAGAAAAUUCAUACAGGAGAGUGAGAAUUUUUUAUGUUCAUUAAUGUAAAAAGUGUUUUACUGAGAAAUGAACUCUUAAUACACAUCAGAACAUUCUUACAGGAGAGAAAGCAUUUUCAUGUUCUGAAUGUGGGAAGUGUUUUACCAGCAAAGGAAAUGUUGUUACUCAUCAAAAACUUCAUACAGGAGAGAAAGGAUGUCAGUGUUCUGAAUGAGGGAAAGUUUUGCUCAGAAGUUACAACUUAAAACACAUUGGAAAAUUCAUAUCGGAGAGAAAGCACUCAUGUUUCCACAGGAUUAAACCCUACAUUAACAACAAAAGUGCAAAAAUUCCAAAAACCCUUGUCUGGUUUCAGAUAGUCCCCCUAGUUGCAUAAAAUGCAUUGUGACAUAUAUAUAUGUAUAUAUAUAUAAUUUUUUUUAUUAUUAUUAUUUUACUUUAGAUUUUUAUGAAAA
This is a messenger RNA of Bombina bombina (fire-bellied toad), 1841 nucleotides long. RefSeq names its product zinc finger protein 484-like. The transcript is spliced from 9 exons. Bases 158 to 1342 code for a protein of 394 amino acids. Gene Ontology annotation, molecular function: RNA polymerase II cis-regulatory region sequence-specific DNA binding; DNA-binding transcription factor activity, RNA polymerase II-specific. NCBI's taxonomy places the organism in Eukaryota, Metazoa, Chordata, Amphibia, Anura, Bombinatoridae. The record is from RefSeq and is a predicted model, not a curated record. Gene Ontology annotation, biological process: regulation of transcription by RNA polymerase II.